Molecule: messenger RNA, 8851 nt
Organism: Cuscuta europaea
Lineage: Eukaryota; Viridiplantae; Streptophyta; Magnoliopsida; Solanales; Convolvulaceae
Source: the annotation of a GenBank genome assembly
CUUGAGCCCAUGUCAUCUCGAGGGAUAGACUGUUUUAGUUUAUGCUGGUUUGCUGUCUAAUUCAAACAACAUGGAAGAUCCACCGAGUGUUGAGUUGGAUGCUGCGAAGUUUUUACACAAGCUUAUUCAGGAUUCGACCGACGAGCCUACAAAAUUGGCCACUAAACUUUAUGUGAUUUUGCAACAUAUGAGAUCAAGUGGGAAGGAAAAUUCAGUGCCCUACGAAGUAAUAUCUGGGGCCAUGGAGACAGUUGUCAAACAAAACAAUCUUGAUAUUGAAGCUUUAAUGACAUCACGGCUUCCUACAAAUGAUGGAAAUGAAGUAGGAGACUCCUUGUCAUCACAAGUCGCUGGCUCUGGUUCUUCACAAAGGGCUGAGAUAACCAGGGACUCCAAAGCAGCUUUGUCGGGGACCGAGAUAGGUAAACUGGAUGCAUUUGUUUCAAGCAGGCCACCUAGCGGUCAAAUUAGUAAUGUGCAUGGUAUUUAUCAAGGAUCAUCAUCAAAUAUAAAUGCUGCGAAUAUUCAUGGAGCGGUGCCAACUGCAUCUAAUGCAUCUCAGCCUCUAGAAUCAGGAAUUUCAAGCCCAAUGCAAUUCGGGAGUCCAUAUAAUAAUCAUGAUUUGAUGGCAAAGAUGCAUCAGGACAGGAGCUCUGAAUCUUUUCCUGCUUCUCCUUCUGCUGGUAAACGCACACCCGCAAGGCCAUUAGAGCAUGAAGUGGGAGCUAGCAUAUUGGCAAAUGUGAACAACACAAAUCAGGGAGGAAUGCAGAGCAAUGCUUUUGAAACCAGUAUGCUCAGAAGUGCAUCUAUCAAAGACACAGGAAAGUUGCCGGUUUCUCAGACUCCUGCUUCUGCAAAUCCGUUUAAGGAGCAUCAUUUAAAACAGCUUAGGGCACAGUGUCUUGUCUUUUUGGCUUUUAGAAAUGGUAUGAUGCCAAAGAAAGUUCAUCUUGAAUUUGCACUAGGAAAUGCCAUUUCUAAAGAAGAUGGGACUCAAAGGGACCUGAUUGACCAAAAGGGGAGGGAAUACGCUGUCAGGGAACACAGCAAUGCUCCAGAAGCAUCUAGGCCUUUUUUGACUGGCAGAGAGGUUGAGAGACCAGCUUCAGGCCCAUCAUCAUUGAUAAUUUCUAGUGAUGCAAACUUGUCAAAAGAAGUUGAGAAUCAACAUGUGAUAGAUGAUAGAGGUCGCCAGCUUUCUGUUUCAUCUGAACAUGGAGAAGAUAGGAGGUAUCUGAAAAAGAUGAGAAAUCUUCCAGAGGGCGAAGCAACAAUGCAGGAAGGAACUGGAUCACAGGCAUCUAGAUCAUUGGCGUCUGAAUCAAAUUCUUUUGGUGCAGCUGUUCAUGAAGAUUCUUCUGCAAGUGUUCACCAACUCGGGAUGUCUAACCAAGUGUUGUGUGUUCAGAAUGCAAGUAAGCUAAUAAAGCCUGAAUUGAAUAGUUGGACAGGACCAACAUGCCAAACUGAGAUUUCUAGUGCACCAGCAAAUGCCCUUGUUCCUCAAGAGUCAGGAUCACUAAUUAAUGAUGCCUCAAAUCAAUCUCACAUGUCUAUCGAUUACAGUGCCCAUGGAACUCGUCAAGCUGACAAUUCUUUGCCUAAUUUGUCUGCAAAACAACAGUGGAAAUCUGUUUCAAUAGUUGAUAGUCUGUACCCUAAUACCACUGUGAAGAAUGUAGUGCCAGCACAUGAAAUGGACGAGGAGGAUGAAGAUAUGUUACCCGCAGACAGAUCCCCUUCUCCAAGGUAUACAACAUUAGAGAAGUGGAUCCUGGAUUGGAAAAAAAGGAGACUCGUUUGUGAGAAAAAAUGGGCAGAGAAGCAUAAGAAGACAGAAGAAAGAAUUUCUGCUUGUUCUGAAAAGUUGAAGGAAAGUGUGAGCUCGUCAGACAUCUCCAUGAAAACAAAAAGUGUGAUUGAAUUAAAAAAACUUCAAUUGCUUGAGUUACAACGCCGCCUGCGGGGUGAAAUUUUGAAUGACUUUUUCAAACCAAUAACUGCUGACAUGGAGCGCAUAAAGUCAAUUAAGAAAACUAGAAUAGGAAGAAGGUCUAAACAACUUGAAAGGUAUGAGCAGAAAAUGAAGGAAGAGCGUCAAAAGCGAAUACGUGAGAGGCAAAAGGAAUUUUUCAGUGAGGUUGAAGCUCACAGGGAAAGACUGGAUGAUGUAUUCAAAGUGAAGAAAGAACGCUGGAGGGGAUUCAAUAGAUAUGUCAAAGAGUUUCACAAAAGAAAGGAACGGAUACACCGUGAGAAGAUUGAUAGGAUCCAACGUGAGAAGAUAAAUCUAUUAAAAAUCAAUGAUGUUGAAGGGUACCUUCGAAUGGUCCAGGAUGCAAAAUCAGAUCGUGUCAAACAAUUAUUGAAGGAGACUGAAAAAUAUCUACAAAAGCUUGGAUCAAAACUGAAGGAGGCCAAGGGCACUGCUAGGAGAUUUGACACUGAAAUGGGUGAGAAUCGGAACACCGGGGUGGAGGAGGAGGAUGAAAUUGCUUUCGAUGAAGCAGAUGAAACAGACCAGGCUAAGCAUUAUUUGGAAAGCAAUGAGAAAUACUAUAUGAUGGCACACAGUGUUAAAGAGAUCAUCACAGAUCAGCCAGCUUCUCUUGUGAGAGGAAAAUUAAGAGAGUACCAAAUGAAUGGGUUGCGAUGGUUAGUUUCACUUUAUAACAACCAUCUCAAUGGGAUUUUAGCUGAUGAAAUGGGCCUAGGCAAAACAGUCCAGGUUAUUUCUUUAAUCUGUUACUUGAUGGAGACAAAAAAUGAUCGUGGUCCCUUUUUGGUGGUUGUGCCAUCCUCUGUCCUACCUGGUUGGGAAUCAGAAAUGAACUUUUGGGCACCCAGCAUCAAUAAAAUAGUGUACUCGGGACCACCUGAAGAGAGGAGAAGGCUUUUUAAGGAGAGAAUUGUCCAUCAGAAGUUUAAUGUUCUGUUGACAACAUAUGAGUAUUUAAUGAAUAAGCAUGACAGACCGAAGCUAAGUAAAAUACAUUGGCAUUACAUUAUAAUUGAUGAAGGACAUCGCAUAAAAAAUGCUUCGUGCAAGUUAAAUGCUGAAUUGAAGCUCUAUCGUAGUAAUCACAGAUUGCUGUUAACAGGAACACCUUUACAGAACAAUCUUGAGGAACUAUGGGCACUUCUCAAUUUUCUCUUGCCAAAUAUAUUUAACUCAUCAGAAGAUUUCUCUCAGUGGUUUAACAAACCAUUUGAGAGCAAUGGUGACAACUCUCCUGAUGAAGCUUUACUCUCUGAGGAAGAGAACCUUUUAAUUAUAAACCGUCUUCACCAAGUUCUGCGUCCAUUUGUGCUCCGAAGAUUGAAACACAAGGUUGAGAAUCAAUUGCCUGAGAAGAUUGAAAGACUUGUAAGGUGUGAAGCUUCGGCAUAUCAAAAGUUGUUGAUGAGGAGGGUAGAAGAUAAUCUUGGUGCAAUUGGAUCUUCAAAGGCUCGAUCCAUUCACAAUUCGGUGAUGGAGCUCCGUAACAUAUGCAAUCAUCCAUAUCUUAGUCAGAUUCAUGUAGAGGAGGUUCACGAGUUCAUUCCUAAACAUUACUUGCCAUUUGUGGUAAGACUUUGUGGGAAGCUUGAGGUCCUUGAUAGAUUAUUGCCGAAGUUAAAGGCCACAGAUCAUCGGGUCCUGCUGUUCUCAACAAUGACUCGACUUCUUGAUGUGAUGGAGGAGUAUCUUUACGGGAAAGAGUACAAGUAUCUUCGCUUGGAUGGACAUACAUCUGGGGGUGAGCGAGGAGCCCUUAUAGAAAAGUUCAAUGACCCAAAUUCUCCAUAUUUUAUAUUUUUGCUAAGUAUCCGGGCUGGAGGUGUUGGGGUGAAUCUUCAGGCUGCCGAUACAGUGAUAAUCUUUGACACUGAUUGGAAUCCACAGGUUGAUUUGCAAGCGCAGGCAAGGGCCCACAGAAUAGGGCAAAAGAAGGAUGUUCUUGUUCUUCGAUUAGAAACGGUGCAAUCUGUGGAGGAACAGGUAAGAGCUGCUGCGGAGCACAAACUUGGGGUGGCUAAUCAGAGCAUUACUGCAGGGUUUUUCGACAAUAACACGAGUGCGGAGGAUCGAAGAGAAUACUUGGAGUCCCUUCUGCGAGAAAGCAAGAAAGAGGAAGCUGCACCUGUGCUAGAUGAUGAUGCUCUUAAUGAUCUUAUUGCACGCAGUGAGGCAGAGAUUGAUGUAUUUGAAUCAGUAGACAGAAGGAGACGAGAAGAAGAGAUGGUAGCUUGGAAGAAAGUCUGUUCAGAAAAGGGAGUAGAAUAUUCUGAGUCUAUUCCCCCUUUGCCUUCUCGACUUGUAACGGAGGAAGAGUUAUACCCAUUUUAUGAGGCAAUGAAAAUAUCCCAGGCUCCUCCAUCCGUAAUACCUAGCACUGCUGGGGUUAAGCGCAAGAGUCAAUAUCUUGGAGGUCUUGACACCCAACAUUAUGGACGGGGUAAAAGAGCUAGAGAGGUGCGCUCCUAUGAAGAGCAAUGGACAGAGGAGGAAUUUGAAAAGAUGUGUCUUGCUGAAUCACCUGAAUCCUCUGCUGUGAAAGAUGAAAUAUCAGAGAAGAAACUGUUCACAAGUAGUGGUCCUGGUCGAGCUAUUGCUGAAGAGCAAGGUCUAACACCACUCCAGCCUUCACAGCAAACUCCAAUUCCUAUUGCUCAACACAACACAUUAAUCCAUCCUUCACAGCUAACUUCAGUGCCUAUUGCUCAGCACAGCACAUCGCUAACUCCUGUGCCUAUUGCUCAGCACAGCACAUCGCUAACUCCUGUGCCUAUUGCUCAGCACAGCACAUCGCUAACUCCUGUGCCUAUUGCUCAGCACAGCACAUCGCUAACUCCUGUGCCUAUUGCUCAGCACAGCACAUCGCUAACUCCUGUGCCUAUUGCUCAGCACAGCACAUCGCUAACUCCUGUGCCUACUGCUCAACACAGCACAUCGCUAACUCCUGUGCCUACUGCUCAACACAGCACAUCACUAACUCCUGUGCCUACUGCUCAACACAGUAUAUUGCUCCAACCUUCACUACAAACUCCAGUGCCUAUGGCUAAACACAACAUAUUGACCCAGUCUUCACAACGAACUCCAGUGCCUAUUGCUCAAAACAGCAGACCUCUCCAGGCUCCACAACUGACUCCAGUGCCUAUUGCUCAACACAAUUCAUUGAUCCAGACUUCGCAACAAACUCCAAUGCCUGUUCCUCAACCCAACACAUUGCUCCAGCCUCUGCAACAAAGUCCAGUGCCUAUUAAUCAACCCAACACAUUGGUCCAGGUUUCAAAUCAAACUCCAGUGCCUAUUGCACAACACAACACAUUGCCCCAGCAUUUACAACAGCUUCCAGCACCUAUUCCUCAAUACAGCACAUCAUUCCAGGCUUCACAACAAACUCCAGUGCCUAUUGCAAACCCAGUUCCUACUAAAAGGGGACGUGGGAGACCAAAAAAGGCAGUAUCAGUGGCUAAUGUUUCUCCAUCACCAAUCACAUCUCAUGGAGUUAAAGGAGAUGCAUUGAUUAUGGGGUCCCAUAUACAGAACAUUUCUAGCUGUUCCGUGAGUCUUCCCAAUCGUCCCGAGUCUAUACCUUGUUUUUCCAAUGUUGAAGGUGUGAUUGGAACCAUCCAGCAGAUUCCUGCAAGCAUUUUGCCUAAUCCUCAGUCAAUUUCUCCCUCAGCUGUUCCUGCUUCAUCUCAGUCAGCUCCCCUCGGUCAUCCUACUUCAGGUCGAGGGAGGGGACGUGGUCAAGGGAGAGGAAGAAAGUCACAAAUGGGAGAAGCACCAAGGCAGCGGGGGAAAAAGCAGAAAACAGUAAUACAAGGUGUUUCUGUCUGUCCAGGCAAUCCUGAGAGUGUACCACAGGCAACAACUGUUUCUAGUUUAUCAACAACUAAUGAUCAAGAUCUUUUCCCCCGUUAUAUCCCUGAGAAGGAAACUACCAGUGGACUAAGCUCCGCUCCACCUGCUGUGUCUGCAUCUGCUAGCAAGGAACCAACUAUUGUUUCAGCUCUUCCUGUUGCGACAUCUACAACAACCAAAGAGUCGAUCUCUGUUUUACCUGCUCCUCUUGCAUUAUCUUCUACUGGAAAGGAUGAAAGCGCUGUAUCACCUGCUGUUUUUUCAUCUUCUGGAAGUAAAGUGUCAAGUUUAAAUUCAAUUGUUCCUGCUAUUUUGUUGUCCCCUGCAGAAAGCUAUAUUAAAACAGGUCAAGAGAGAGCACCAAUUCUUUCCUGUCCCCCGGUUCCUGACUGUGCCUCUUUAGAUAAUAAGUCUUCCAACAUUGGGAAUGUUGGUGAGCAAGAUUGUGGCAAUCAGCUAGCUCUUACUUCUGAACCAGCAGCAUCAGUGUCUGCUACAAAUACAGGAUCUGACAUUUUUGCUCCCAUAUCUACUACUAAGCAAGGUAGAGGAAGAGGGCGCAAAUCUCAGACAGGAAGGGGGGGAGCGCCUGGGCGCAGGGGAAAGAAACAGGAUUUGGUUACAGAUGUUUGUUCUGAAAUAUCACGGGAGCAAAACUUAGAAUUAAAUGGACCCCCACAUAAAAAGUCUAGGGUUUCUGCUGGGAGGAAGCCCACCACGAGAAGCAAGCAUGAAAAUGAAGAUUUGCUACAGAAGAGUUUGCUCGGACCAGAUAUGUCUAAAGUCGCUGAAGAUCGUAACUGCAGUAUUGAAAUUGAGCAACAAAAGGCUGUCAAAUCAUAUCCAUCUCAAGCCAGUGUUAGCCCAACAGCUCAACAAGUUCACGUGGCAAAUGUGAAUGAUGAUAUCGGUACAAAAACAGAGUUCCACUCGGAGUUUGAGGUAUCAGAAAGAAAAACAGAUGUGAAUCUGAGAGGUGAAGAUUGUAGAAGUGAGCCUCAGAAUGAUUUCACUUCAAAGUCAGCUACGGUUGCGUCUCAAAGCUAUUCUAAUGCUUUCCAAAGUUCUGAAAAUAAGCCUGGUUCUGCGCAAAUGAAGGAAGUUACACUUGGAGAUCCACAGAAAAUUGAAAGUUCAACACCUUUUGGAGUUGCGUUAGACAGUACAAUAUCUGAUGUACUGGAGGAAGAUGUCUCAGCUAAACCUUCACACGUGGAGGCUAAACUUAGCGAGAACCAGAGCAUUGAAGACAAAGAAGAUCCUUCUCUGGAGGUGGCUUCUAUAUCAAGGACAAAGGCAAGUGACAAUACAGAUCGCAUGAAAUCCUUCAUAAAACCAUCUUCUGGGACAGUUGUUCUUGCAAAUGCAUCACCACAAACAGAUUUGGCAAUUCAAUCUUCCCCGCAAGGGGCUAGAAUUACUUCCUCUGUGGCUGCAAAUCCCUCUAUUCAGGCUUGCAAGAUGCAGAGCUUGACAGAAACUCUUAUUUCAGCUUCAGGGCAUGCACAAGUUCUGCCUGAUGAUCUCGAUCAGGAAGAGUGUAAAGGAAUACAUGGAGACAAGGUUAAUGCUACUGAAGGGACUCUAGAUAUGAGCAAACUAGAGAGUGACGUUCCUUCUACGAAUAAAUCCAUUGUUUUAAGAGCUCAAGUGAACGAACACGAGAAUUAUCCUCAUAAAGCUGACAGGAAAGAGCCGUGUCAAGAAGAUCCUUCUCUGGAGUUGGCUUCUAUUUCAAAGACAAAGGCAAUUUACAAUACAGAUUGCAUGAAAUUCUUCAUAAAACCAUCUUCUGAGACAGUUGUUCUUGCAAGUGCAUCACCACAAACAGAUUUGGCAAUUCAAUCUUCCCCGCAAGUUGAUGUUGGAGAGGCAAAGGGUGCUGUGACAAAUGAUUCAAGUGACACUGAGAAUGAUCAAACUCCAAAUGUGAAAGAAAUACAUGAAGACAAGUUUAAUUCUACUGAAGGGACUCCCAAUAUUACCAAACUAGAGAGUAAUAGCCCUUCUAUGAAUAAAUCCAUUGUUUCAAGAGCUCAAGUGAGUGAACAUGACAGUUAUCCUCAUAAAGCUGACAUGAAAGAGCACUGUCAAGAAGAUACUUCUCUGGAGGUGGCUUCUAUAUCAACGACAAAGGUGAUUGGCAAUACAGAUUGCAUGAAAUCCGUCAUAUCACCAUCUUCUGAGAGAGAUAUUCUUGUAAGUGUAUCACCACUAACAGAUUUGGCAAUUCAAUAUUCCGGGCAGUGUGAUGUAGGAGAGGCAGUGGGUGCUGUGACAAAUGAUUCAAGUGAGAUUGAGAAGAAUCAAACUCAAUAUGUGAAAGAAAUACACGAAGACAAGGUUAAUGCUACUGAAGGGACUCUUGAUAUUAGCAAUCUAGAGAGUGAUUGUCUGUCUACAAAUAAAUCCAUUGUUUCAAGAGUUCAAGUGAGCGAAAACGAGAAUUUUCCUCAUAAUUCUGACAGGAAAGAGUCGUGUCAAGAAGAUCCUUCUCUGGAGGUGGCUUCUAUUUCAAAGACAAAGGAAUUUGAUGCACGAGAGGAAUUGGGUGGUGCUGUGACAAAUGAAUCAAGUGACAAUGACAAGGAUCAAACUCCAAAUGUGAAAGAAAUACCCGGAGACAAGGUUAUUGCUACUGAAGGGAUUCUUGAUAUUAGCAAACAUGAGAGUGAUGGUCCUACGAAUAAAUCCAUUGUUUCAAUCUAGUGAGGAUUUCAAUAGGACAGUACGUGUCGUUUUGCUUGUUUAAAAUUAUAGUUGUAAUUAUAUUAAUAAAAUGUACAAAAUUGUUACUGCAGUACUGCUGCAACUGCUAGUCUGUGAUAAGGUUAAUCAUCCGUCAACAUUGAAAUACUAUUUGUCUAUUUGUAACGUAUUUGUAUACAUCCACACACAUGUAUACAGUAGACAAAGGAUUUUCGUACCAAUGGGAAUAUCGAGUCCAACUUGGUUUUCAGCUAAAAAUUGAAUUAAUAAUCCAACAUUUUAAUUCAU